GUUCUGCCAGCACAGAGCAAGAGGAGACUGACUGCAUCGAUCCAGCUGAUUUACACACAGACAGAGGUGUUGAGAAAGACACCCUGAGAGACAGAGUGAGAGAGAGAGAGAGUUUCUCCUGAUGGAGACCCAGAAGAACCUCUGGGUCUCAGUUCUGCUCCUGGGAGCUGUUUCUCAACUGCUGAAAGUCAGUGCUGGAUGCAACACUCGGAUAUGUAACCAGCCCGUAGACGGCUCCAUAUUUGACUAUGGAGCGAAGUCCUUGACUGAAGGUGAGCACAUUCCCUUCCGUCAGUAUGCUGGGAAGUACGUCCUCGUCGUCAACGUGGCCACCUUCUGAGGACUAACCUUCCAGUAUUUGGAACUGAAUGCACUACACGAUGAGCUCAAAGAUAUGGGCUUCACCAUUCUCGGAUUCCCUUGCAACCAGUUCGGGAAACAGGAGCCCGGGUAUAAUCAUGAGAUCCUGCCCAUGCUGAAGCAUAUCCGUCCAGGCAAAGGAUUUGUUCCAAACUUCCAGCUCUUUGAAACCGGCGAUGUGAACGGCGUAAACGAGCAAAGGGUUUUCACUUUCCUGAAGAAUGCCUGCCCACCUGCCGGAGACAGCUUUGGAAACCCCACCGGCAGGCUGUUUUGGGAACCGCUGAAAGUCAAUGACAUCAAGUGGAACUUCGAGAAGUUUCUGGUGGGCCCGGAUGGAAAGCCACUGAUGAGGUGGUUCCCGAGGGUGAACGUUUCCGAAGUCCGGGCCGACAUCAUAAAACUCCUCAACACGCGAAAUCCUGAAAACUAAACUAGAAAAAAAAACUCCACUAUUACACUGUGCUAUAUUUGUAUCUGUCCAGGUGUUUAGAUGAUGUUCUGUCGUGCUUUCCGCUAGAACACACCCGAUUCAUCUCACAGAAAGAACAAGCUGUGAGCUGAUUCAGGUCUGUUGAGAUUAUGAACCAUUCAGUUGUGCAGAAUCAGUCUCGCUUCAUGUAGGAGACAGCUUUAUAUGGAAACAAUAAAAGUGAUUCCUUGAGUGAGGCAGGUAGGAGCAUGGCGCCGUUCUGGAGAUUCGGGCAUGUUCAUGAAGCUCAGGUUUAAAAGCAGGAAUUUCUGCAAAGCCUGACUGGAGACUGGGGGGAUAAGAGCAGCUUUUCAGUGCAUUCAGGCUGCUCGGUUCUACUCAGACAUGUCUGGUUCUCCAGGGAGACCCUUCACACCCUGCUCCUACCUGCAAGAGGAUCCUGUCAAUAAAGCAUUAAAGAAAACCUGA
Clarias gariepinus (North African catfish) is the source of this 1261-nucleotide messenger RNA. It is a transcript of the gene gpx3, whose product is annotated as glutathione peroxidase 3. Gene Ontology annotation, biological process: response to oxidative stress. NCBI's taxonomy places the organism in Eukaryota, Metazoa, Chordata, Actinopteri, Siluriformes, Clariidae. The transcript is spliced from 5 exons. Gene Ontology annotation, molecular function: glutathione peroxidase activity. The record is from RefSeq and is a predicted model, not a curated record.